AAACUACUCUACUGAAUUGUAGUGUAUAACAUUAUUUUGCUUCAACGACCGUGUCAUAAAAAUUAGAAUAAGAGGAUAUUGUAAAAAGAGGGGUGCUGCAGUAUAUAGAAGCUCUACCAGUUCGCGUUACCUUUGAUUCGCUUUGGUCUUACAUUCGUUAAGAUCGUUUUAGAGUGUUUUCGUUGGCUACUUCACAGGAAAAUCUUCGUGUAAAAACAUGAUUACCGCAUUCUUUAUUCUCGUAGUUGUGACAGCAUACGCUGCAGAGGACAUACCCUCCUACGUUCAUGUGUGUGGUCGCAAAGAUCCCAACUAUGAUCAAUGCAUGCUGGACAAUAUCAACAAUGUAAAGCCCCUCGUUUGUUCAGGGAUGCCAGAAUUGAACGUUUCUCCGAUAGAGCCAGUAAUUGUUGACAAAAUGGUUAUUUUCGAUACAAAUAAUCUUAAGUUAAUUCUCGAAGACACAAAAAUGUUUGGAAUUUGCAAUUUCGAUAUACAAUCUUUUAAUAUGAGUCUUGACAAGCUUCACUUUGAUCUUACUUUCGUACUUAAACAUUUUAAUAUGGACAUCGUAUAUGACAUUGACAUACGUUUAUUGGUGUCACUUGCUAAUAAGGGAAUAGUUCACAUUACUGCAGAUGACGUAAGUGGAAAAAUAAGCGUACAGCUUAAAGAAGUAACCAAGAAUGGUAAAACUGAAAUAUAUGUAUCGAAGGCAAGCACGAAUUUCGAUAUUCUAGAUACAAAAUUUACGUAUGAGUUCGACGAUAGUGAAAAGGAUUUGGUUCAACUACAUCAAGUUAUUAGAAAUACCAUAAGUGAAAACGAAAGAGAAAUUAUGAGUAUAAUUAAGCCGAUACUAGAAGAAAAUGUUUCCAAACUGGUUAUUGGAGUUGUUAACAACGUAACUUACAAUAGAUUUUACCAAUUGUUUCCCGACGAAGCACCAUAAAUCACUUAGAACUUUGAGAUUACAGAAUGUGAUAUGCAUCCUAUAAUGAAUCUGUUCUGAUUAAAGAAUAAUUAAAAUAUAUUUUGUAUAAGUCGUAAAUUAUUAAUAAAGUGACAUUAUUUUAAACAU
Messenger RNA from Vollenhovia emeryi, 1081 nucleotides. RefSeq lists its product as uncharacterized. The coding region runs from base 218 to 952 and encodes 244 amino acids. The transcript is spliced from 3 exons. Lineage: Eukaryota; Metazoa; Arthropoda; Insecta; Hymenoptera; Formicidae. The record is from RefSeq and is a predicted model, not a curated record.